Messenger RNA from Exophiala spinifera, 855 nucleotides. Its product is annotated as septum formation protein Maf. Lineage: Eukaryota; Fungi; Ascomycota; Eurotiomycetes; Chaetothyriales; Herpotrichiellaceae. The coding region runs from base 1 to 855 and encodes 284 amino acids. The record is from RefSeq and is a predicted model, not a curated record. Gene Ontology annotation, molecular function: nucleoside triphosphate diphosphatase activity. The transcript has a single exon.
AUGGCGGACAAAAAGGAGAAGGAGCCAGAGCCCGAGCCCAGCGAGGCGCCUCCAUCCUACGAAGCACUCUCUGUGCCCCCUCCUCAAUCACAACCACAAGCAGCCUCACAGCAACCUGGUGGCCCUGGGAGGAGGCUUCGAGCCCCUCCUCCUCUAGACAUUCCCGCCCUGCGCAUCCUCCGCGGACGUCGAGUCAUCCUCGCCUCCCAGUCCCCUCGUCGCAGAGCCCUCCUCGCCCAGGUCGGCCUGACCCAAGUAGAGACGAUACCGUCCAACUUUGCCGAGAACCUCCCCCACACCCUGUCGCCGUGGGAAUACGUGUCGGCGACGGCGACCCAGAAGGCGCUCUCGGUCUACCGUACGUCGAUCCAGGACGAAUCCAAACCGGAGCCGGCGCUGAUUAUUGCGGCCGACACCAUCGUCGUCUCUGCGGCGGGCGAGAUCCUGGAGAAGCCCCGCUCCGAAGCACACCACAUCAAGAUGCUCCGGGGCCUUCGCGACACGGGAACCCACCGCGUCUACACUGCGGUCACGCUGAUCGCGCCGUUGGCCAGUGCAAGGGACCCCGGUUACGCUCUCGAGACAGGGACCGAGGAGACGGUGGUCAAGUUUGACUCGGACAUCUCGGACGAGCUGUUGCUCGCGUACGUGCGCACGAGGGAGGGUGCCGACAAGGCCGGCGGGUACGGAAUCCAGGGCACAGGCGCGAUUCUCGUGGAGAGAAUAGAAGGGAGUUUCGACAAUGUUGUAGGCUUGCCGCUGCGGUUGACGUUGAAGCUCAUGGAAACGGUCAUGAUGAAGGCCGACGAUGACGAUCAUUUGGGCGACGAGGACUUGUUGGCUGAUGAAGACUAG